AUGGCUUCUAUCAAUGCGCCUCCAAUGGAUUUCACCAACGCCUCAUACACAAAUCUUCCAUCAACAGCCUCAAUUCGUCUGCUGUCAUUCAUCAAAAGACCACGCCAGCUUUCACCUCCUUCAAUUCUAGGUGAACCUCUGCUGGAAAUCACCCUAGAAACAGUCGACAUAAACGAGGCCCCAGACUUUGAUCUCAUCUCUUCAACAUGGGGCAAUCCGGACAGUGCUGAUCCAGGCGAUAUUGAUGAAUACGGGCCUAUGCAUCUUUAUCCCGUCACCAUUAACGGAAAGCUGAUGUUUCUCCCGAAAAACACUUAUGAAGCUCUCAAGAUGGCUCAAAAGGUCAAUGAUCCCGUGGAGCGACGGAAUGAACUCUUCUUGGAGACAGAGUUGAUGACAGCGGUGGAAAACAACCUUGGACCCAAGGUUCAACAGUUGUUGGAACAAGGUGCACAUAUCCAUGCGCAGGAUUGUUUUGGCAAGACGGCGAUUCAUCACGCAGCACAACUUGGUCAUUUCGACAUCAUCAACUUGCUUCUCGACUACGGCGCUAGUAUGAAAGUAAUUGACUCAUAUGGUAAAACGCCAAUGGACUACAUCACAUACACAAAGCCAAAGGACUGGGAAAACGUCGAGGAUAUUGCGUACAAGAUGCAAAAGACGCCAGCGGAGAGAGAGCUCGUUCCUCUUCCUGAAAUUAUCAGAGUCGGGAGACCGAUGUGGAUUGAUGCAAUUUGCAUCGAUCAGAGCAAUUCGGAGGAGCAGUUAAAUCAUGCUUCUUCGAUUGCGCAGAUUUACUGCCGUGCUAACUCUGUCAUCGCAUGGGUUGGAGUUCAGAACGAGGAAACGAAACGUGCACCAGAUGCCAUUCUAUCAAUUCUUCGAGCUGAUGGCAAAGACCCAGAUGAAAUCAUGUCCGAUGAAAGUGCUUCCACCACAAAUCCUGGAUGUUCAUACAUCCCUUCUAGUGAGGAAAAGUCGUCUAUCGUCAGGUUUUUAAGGCGAUCUUGGUUUGAACGGGAAGAUCUGAUGCACGAAGUCGCUUUCGGGAGAGCAAUCACUGUUUACUGCGGCAUGGACGCGCUUCCAUUCUCAUCUAUAAUGCAGUUUCUCAGACGAGAAGCAUACAGUGGGACUUAUCUGCCUUCUGACCUCCAAGUUUGGUCUUUGCUUGGAAGUUCAGGUUCGAAGAAACGAAGUUCACUGGGCUCGAGAUCAACGAGGAAAAAGGUUCGACGAGAUUCGAUUGCUGGAUGA
Fusarium fujikuroi IMI 58289 is the source of this 1257-nucleotide messenger RNA. RefSeq lists its product as uncharacterized. The record is from RefSeq and is a predicted model, not a curated record. The transcript has a single exon. The coding region runs from base 1 to 1257 and encodes 418 amino acids. Gene Ontology annotation, molecular function: protein binding. Lineage: Eukaryota; Fungi; Ascomycota; Sordariomycetes; Hypocreales; Nectriaceae.